UUGUGUUGUUAGAAAUAAUAAGUCUCAUUAGGCCUAAGUGCCUGCUGUACUGGCAUGUGCUGCUGUGGGGUGCCAUUUGUGCAUUAACCCAUAAGUGCUCAAGGCCUUGCAUAAAUCAGUCAUUUCCAAGGGAAUUCUUGCAUGUUUCACUCAAUCAGACCUCAGCUCCUGGUUUUUAAUGGCAAAGGCUUCAAAUUCUGUCCAGUUAUGGGAGAUUGUUCAGGCUUUAAUACCAUGCUCUGUCUUGAAGCAGAUCAUCCAGAUGUGUAUACAUAGAAGUUUCUGUGAAGGACACCAUGUCAUUCGCCGCACUGAGAGAUAUUGGGCCGGCCUGUCCACUGAUCUUAUUAUUGAACAGGUGCUUAUGUGCAGUGUGAAAAGUCGUGGUGGUCUUACUCAUGGACAGGGGUCCUCUGAAAGCCAACGAGCACAGUGGUUGCUGUCAAUGCCAGCUUGUUCAGAGGUCAAUCUUACUCAUGGACGGGGGUUCUCUGAAAGCCAACGAGCACAGUGGUUGCUGUCAAUGCCAGCUUGUUCAGAGGUCAAUCUUACUCAUGGACGGGGGUUCUCUGAAAGCCAACGAGCACAGUGGUUGCUGUCAAUGCCAGCUUGUUCAGAGGUCAAUCUUACUCAUGGACGGGGGUUCUCUGAAAGCCAACGAGCACAGUGGUUGCUGUCAAUGCCAGCUUGUUCAGAGGUCAAUCUUACUCAUGGACGGGGGUUCUCUGAAAGCCAACGAGCACAGUGGUUGCUGUCAAUGCCAGCUUGUUCAGAGGUCAAUCUUACUCAUGGACGGGGGUUCUCUGAAAGCCAACGAGCACAGUGGUUGCUGUCAAUGCCAGCUUGUUCAGAGGUCAAUCUUACUCAUGGACGGGGGUUCUCUGAAAGCCAACGAGCACAGUGGUUGCUGUCAAUGCCAGCUUGUUCAGAGGUCAAUCUUACUCAUGGACGGGGGUUCUCUGAAAGCCAACGAGCACAGUGGUUGCUGUCAAUGCCAGCUUGUUCAGAGGUCAAUCUUACUCAUGGACGGGGGUUCUCUGAAAGCCAACGAGCACAGUGGUUGCUGUCAAUGCCAGCUUGUUCAGAGGUCAAUCUUACUCAUGGACGGGGGUUAUCUGAAAGCCAACGAGCACAGUGGUUGCUGUCAAUGCCAGCUUGUUCAGAGGUCAAUCUUACUCAUGGACGGGGGUUCUCUGAAAGCCAACGAGCACAGUGGUUGCUGUCAAUGCCAGCUUGUUCAGAGGUCAAUCUUACUCAUGGACGGGGGUUCUCUGAAAGCCAACGAGCACAGUGGUUGCUGUCAAUGCCAGCUUGUUCAGAGGUCAAUCUUACUCAUGGACGGGGGUUCUCUGAAAGCCAACGAGCACAGUGGUUGCUGUCAAUGCCAGCUUGUUCAGAGGUCAAUCUUACUCAUGGACGGGGGUUCUCUGAAAGCCAACGAGCACAGUGGUUGCUGUCAAUGCCAGCUUGUUCAGAGGUCAAUCUUACUCAUGGACGGGGGUUAUCUGAAAGCCAACGAGCACAGUGGUUGCUGUCAAUGCCAGCUUGUUCAGAGGUCAAUCUUACUCAUGGACGGGGGUUCUCUGAAAGCCAACGAGCACAGUGGUUGCUGUCAAUGCCAGCUUGUUCAGAGGUCAAUCUUACUCAUGGACGGGGGUUCUCUGAAAGCCAACGAGCACAGUGGUUGCUGUCAAUGCCAGCUUGUUCAAUUUUGCCAUGCAGACACUAUCAGGGGUCACAUAUGUCACAAGUGAGCAGCGCAAGGAUGUAACCAAGGCACGACAAAAAAAAGAUGUUGAUGAUACUUUUGACUUGCUCAAGACACUGAAGCAG
Messenger RNA from Gigantopelta aegis, 1833 nucleotides. RefSeq lists its product as uncharacterized. Bases 399 to 1754 code for a protein of 451 amino acids. NCBI's taxonomy places the organism in Eukaryota, Metazoa, Mollusca, Gastropoda, Neomphalida, Peltospiridae. The transcript is spliced from 2 exons. The record is from RefSeq and is a predicted model, not a curated record.